AUGCUGAGAGGUCAUGAUAUCUACAUUACACUCCGUGUCCUCAGGGAUGGAUACACUGUAGUUCCUUCUAGGAGUGUGGUCACAGUAGCCCAAAUGUCUGCAGAGGAGUUUCACAGGAUUGCAGGAUUUCCAAAUGUGGUUGGAUGCAUUGAUGGAACACAUAUUCCCAUCAAUGCACCUUCUGAAAAUGAAGGGGACUAUGUCAACAGGAGGUCCAUCCACAGUAUUAAUGUGCAGAUCAUAUGUGAUGCUUCACAUAUUAUCACGAACGUGGAGGCCAAGUGGCCCGGCUCUGUUCAUGACUCACGAAUAUAUCGUGAGUCAACCCUAAGUAACAGGCUGCAAUGUGGAGAGAUUGAUGGCUUUCUGCUGGGAGAUAGGGGUUACCCAUGCCAGCCCACACUGAUGACCCCUUACCCAGAACCUGCAGCAGGCCCCCAGCAGCGCUUUAAUGUGGCACACUGCAGAACAAGAGCCCGGGUGGAAAUGACCAUAGGCCUGUUGAAAGCACGUUUUCAUUGCCUACGUCACCUCAGGGUAACACCUGAGAGGGCCUGUGACAUUAUUGUGGCAUGUGUUGUUCUCCACAAUAUUGCAAUUAUUAGAGGGGAGCAACACCCUGCCCUACAAAUACAAGACCCUGAGGACGACCCCAUCCACCCUGCAGAUAACCAGGAUGGAAGGGCAGUCAGAGAUUGGAUAUGCCGUAAUGUCUUCUGGGAUUAAUCUACAACCACCACCAUCACCACCGAUGAAAGACAGAAACGGAAUAAAUGCAAAUCAUACUUUA
This is a messenger RNA of Monopterus albus (swamp eel), 790 nucleotides long. RefSeq names its product putative nuclease HARBI1. NCBI's taxonomy places the organism in Eukaryota, Metazoa, Chordata, Actinopteri, Synbranchiformes, Synbranchidae. The transcript has 5 exons. Bases 1 to 726 code for a protein of 241 amino acids. The record is from RefSeq and is a predicted model, not a curated record.